CCCCCCUGGUCGCGAGUAGCGCAUGCGUGGCCGCGACUCCCAGCGCCCCCCGCGCUCUCAGCUGGAGGAGCUGAAGAGGCUGCUUGCCAGCCGUUCACCGCCCCCCACCCUCACCCCAUCCCCGCGAGGCCUUGCUCAUAGCUUCUUCCCCUCUGGCCGAGGUUCCCGGCAUCCUCGUGAGGAGGAACCCUGAACGCUGCAGGCGCUGCUGGGAGCCUGGACACUCCUGCACUCGCGCCCCUGUGAGGCACCUGCAGCGGCCUGGACCCGGGCCAGGACCCCUAGGCCGCCCGCGCCUCCUGGGGCCUCGCGGACACACCCCCUCCCGGUCGCAGCCUCCGCCCACCUUCAGUCCCCUGGGUUCCCUUCCAGCCCUGCGCCUUGUUCUCUUUCUGACCUUGCACUCUAAAGAACCUCAUGAGAGAGGGCACAUCUUGAUUGGAUAAGAGUCCGUGUUUGCAGACUUUUAGGGUGGGUACACAUUCACCUUUUCAAGAGCCUUGUACCUAUUCGAUUAAUCAGCCUGGUGUUCCUUGUUCCAGCUGACGUGCUAUCUUUUAUCUCCCCACCGUCCCAUAUUUCCAAGGACAUUAAGUGGAGGGCAUUUGGAAGCUUCUCUGAGCCCUAACUUGGAGCUAGACCUAUUGGCCUCUUUGGAUCAUGGCUACAGUGAUAAACCCUCAGAUGGACGUAGAAGUUGAGGAGUGCCUCAUAAUGAAAGUGGAAAAGGACUCCGGGUGGGCAUCGGAGCCCAUUCUGGAAAGAUCAGACAGCACUGAAUGUGAAUCCUUUCGUAAAUGCUUCAGGCAGUUCUGUUAUGAGGAUGUGACAGGACCCCAUGAAGCUUUCAGUAAACUCUGGGAACUCUGCUGCCGGUGGUUGAAGCCAGAAAUGCGUUCCAAGGAACAGAUCCUCGAACAGCUGGUAAUCGAACAGUUUCUCACCAUUCUGCCUGAGAAGAUUCAGGCCUGGGCACAGAGGCAGUGUCCAGAAAGCGGAGAGGAGGCGGUGGCCCUAGUAGUACAUUUGGAGAAAGAGACCAGAAGACUUCGGAAGCAGGUCAGUGGCCCUCAGCACUCAGAGAAGCAAGCCCCACCUAGAACUGUGUGGGAAGUAGCUAACUAUGAACCAGAGCAACUGGAGACCCAGCACAGGGUUGUUUCUCGGGAGGAGGCUGGACACGUCCACUCAGGACACCAGGAACAGCUGAACCAAAAAAGGGAGCAUAGGCCAUUACCUAAGAAUGCUCACUCUUCUGUCUGGGCUCCUGUCCCUAGUGGUGAGUGGACCGCUGUAGAUGAGGAGGCGACAACACAGGAGCCAGUAAGAGAUGUCCACACGGUGAGAAGCUUUCCCUACAAAAGGAGUGUACAGCAAGUUCCUGCUCACAGAGAUCUCUACCAUGAAAUCAGGAAGGAAAGUGCAUGCAGCGUGGUUUCCCUGGGAGACACUGUGUCUGCACCUAACAAAAUAGCCCAGUUGGAACAAAAAAAGGAACCAUGGACUGUAGGUCUACAUUCCUCAAAUAAGAGGACUAGUGUCCUGCAAAGCAAAAUCAGCAAAGAGAAGUCAGUGCACGCUGUUCAGAUCCCAGCAAGGAGUGCAGGGAAAGUGUGGCGGGAGCAGCAACAGUGGGGUUUAGAAGAUGAAAAAAUCGCAGGUGUGCACUGGAGCUAUGAAGAAACCAAGACUUUUCUUGCGAUUCUCAAGGAAUCUCGCUUUUAUGAAACACUCCAGGCUUGUCCCCGAAAUAGCCAGGUGUAUGGUGCUGUGGCUGAAUGGUUGCGAGAAUGUGGCUUCCUCAGAACACCAGAGCAGUGCCGGACCAAGUUCAAAAGUCUUCAGAAGAGUUAUCGAAAAGUGAGAAAUGGUCACAUGCUAGAACCCUGUGCCUUCUUUGAGGACAUGGAUGCCUUGCUAAACCCUGCAGCCCACGCUUCAUCUACUGAGAGGCCAAAGGCCGUGAUCUCUCUCCCACUAAAGAGAAGUGCUGUUAGUGCUAAAGAGCAGGUCAGUUUGGUGGAGGAGGAGGAAGGUGCUGAAGACUCUGAUGGCGAUGAAGUGGGCAUUGAGUUUGUACGCAAGUCUGAAAUCCGUGCUGCCCCUAUCUUGUUUCAAAACCUGAGUGGUGUGCACUGGGGCUAUGAAGAAACCAAGACCUUUCUUGAUAUCCUUCAAGAGACACGAUUUUAUGAAGCACUUCAAGCCUGUCAUCGGAAGAGCAAAUUGUAUGGAGUUGUGGCUGAACAACUUCGAGAGUGUGGCUUUCUGCGGACACCAGAGCAAUGCCGAACCAAGUUCAAAAGCCUCCAGAAGAGUUACCGAAAAGUGAAGAAUGGCCAUGUACUGGAGUCCUGUGCUUUUUACAAGGAGAUGGAUGCCCUGGUGAACUACCGUACGGCUGCCCUUCCCACCAACACCUCAGAAGAAAUCCCAUCACUCUCAAGGCAAGAAAGGGGACAUAUUGAGGUUGAACCCCAAGAGCCUACAACCUGGGAACCUAAGGCGAGCUCACAGGAGGUGGUGUUAGAAGAUUCUGGCAGUGAGAGAAUGAGUGAGGAGGAAAUUACAGAAGAGCCGGAACUUGAAGGACCUGCAGGCCUGCCGCAGAGCCCAACUGAUUUUGAAAUUGGAAAUAUUAUUAAGGAAGCCCCAACACAGGUAAUUUUUAAGGACACAGAGUCCCAUAGAGCAUUAAUAGAAAAGCCUAAAAGAUUUGUUUCCCAGAAUACCAACCCCAGUAAAUACGGUAAAAGGGAGUGCUUUUCAGGAAGACACUGGGAAAACCUUCAAGGAGUUAGACAGGGAAAACUGAUGUCUCAGCCUAGAGAUACAGGGAAGGCUGUGGUGCAUCAGAGGCCUUUUGUGGGAAGGAGACCAUACAGACUUCUCAAAUAUGGAGAAAACUUUGGAAGGAGUGCCCGCCUUGUGUGCAGGAUGACCCACCAGAAGGAGAAUCCUUAUAAGUGUGGUGUCUGUGGAAAGUGUUUUGGUAGGAGCAGAAGCCUAAUCAGACACCAAAGAAUCCACACUGGGGAAAAACCUUUCAAAUGUCUUGAUUGUGGAAAAAGCUUUAAUGACUCUUCAAAUUUUGGAGCCCACCUGAGAAUCCACACUGGAGAGAAGCCGUACAGAUGCAGGGAGUGUGGGAAAUGCUUCAGUCAGAGCUCAAGUCUUAUCAUCCAUCAGAGAACCCACACAGGUGAGAAGCCCUAUCAGUGUGAAGAGUGUGGGAAAAGCUUCACCAACAGUUCUCACUUCAGUGCCCACCGCAGAGUCCAUACUGGAGAGAAUCCCUACAAAUGUGGGGACUGUGAGAAGAGCUUCAAUAACUGCACAAGGUUUCGAGAACACCGGCGAAUCCACACUGGAGAGAAGCCCUACACAUGUGCCCAGUGUGGCAAACAUUUCAAUAAGAGCUCUUUCCUCACCAAACACCGGGAAAUCCACAUGCGAGAAAAGCUGCUGCCAUACUCCCCUUCUGUGUACUCCCCAGAGAACCUACUGAAAGCCAGGAGUGCCGAGCUCAGGAAGACCUUUUGACAGUGAGCUUGUCUUUCCACUCGCCCCUUAGCCAUCUAAUCCUAGUCCCGCUCUUGGAAGCAAUCCCUUCUUAGCUGUAAAUUACAGUUCCCAAGACAGGCCUGAGAAUAGAAAUAAACUAAACUUCUCAUCUGUUCUCACCUCAUAGCCUAACAUGCUCAAGCUGCCUCUCUCCAAUGAGUCUUGGCAAUUUUAAUAAAUUCAGAAUAAAUUUCUCACUAGAA
Messenger RNA from Rattus rattus (black rat), 3767 nucleotides. It is a transcript of the gene Zkscan2, whose product is annotated as zinc finger with KRAB and SCAN domains 2. Bases 661 to 3543 code for a protein of 960 amino acids. Gene Ontology annotation, biological process: regulation of transcription by RNA polymerase II. Gene Ontology annotation, molecular function: RNA polymerase II cis-regulatory region sequence-specific DNA binding; DNA-binding transcription factor activity, RNA polymerase II-specific. The record is from RefSeq and is a predicted model, not a curated record. NCBI's taxonomy places the organism in Eukaryota, Metazoa, Chordata, Mammalia, Rodentia, Muridae. The transcript has 7 exons.